AUGAUUACAAGGAUUCAGUUCAAAAAUAUUUAAUAGAUAUGUUUUUAAUUCCAUACUGCUAAGAAAAGGUCCCCGAUGAAAAAUUCUAUUCAUUUGAAUGUGUUAAUAUCAAUAUAGAAGGAAAUUUAAAGAAAUGCAGUUUAUUAACUGAAGAAAUUGAUAAUAAAACUGUGUAGAUAUCAUGAAUAUAUGAAGAACUAGGGAGUAUCUUUGGAGUUCAAUAUCCAAUCAACUCAGCCAUAUUAUUAAAUGUCGCUGUUAGUGAAGGUAGUGAGGAUGGAAUUGAAAAUAUGA
Molecule: messenger RNA, 294 nt
Organism: Paramecium octaurelia
Lineage: Eukaryota; Ciliophora; Oligohymenophorea; Peniculida; Parameciidae
Source: the annotation of a GenBank genome assembly